UGUUGGGGGGGUGGGGGGGACGUGGCUCAGGCUCCUGGUUGCGCCAUCACUUCCCGCACAGCAGGAAGCGAGUCAGAGCGUCCGCGCCACCCAGCCUGCCUGGACCCCGAGGUACUGACCCCCCAGGUCCCUGUGACACCCCUGGGCUCAGAUAUCCGUCCCCCCGGCCCAGGGAGCUGGGAAGGUGGCUCCCCACCCCAUACCAGGAUCUGGAAUUGAGCAGGCUGCUUCACCAGGAGCUGAAAGCAGAGCACCCUGCCCAGAACCCAGGCUGCACCAAGGCCCGCCCUUAACCCCCCAGCAUGGCACGCCAACCGGCCACACCCCAUGGCUGGAUUUGACGGCUUCCAGCACAGCAGCGGCUCCCCACGAUGCUCUCAUCCAAUGAGAUGACGGGACACGCCCACUGACGGCCAGUGGCCAUAAAGGAGAAAGCUGACUGGCAAAGGGUGGAGCACAUAGUUGUCCUUCCCAGCCAACUGGAUUGUUUCUUUGACUCUCGCUCUCCCAAGCCUGUGUGCAUGUGAUCAGCGGCCGCAGCUCUCCAUCCGCCAGGCCGUCUCAUUCCCGUUUUCCGGGGGGCCGUGCUGGGGGGGGGGAGGGCCAUGCAGUCAGAUGACCUCUUCGUCCGCAAAAUCCGGCGCCACUCUGCGCGGCCCCCUCUGGCCUCCAUCUCCUUCGACGCCAAGGGACUCCCGGCCCCCCUCCUGCGACCCCCCCGGAGUGAGGUGACCCAGGGGCUCUCCAGGGGGCAUGGCACCCCCCCUGGCCUGGCCCUAAGGCCUGCCAGCCACAUCAUGCACCGCAGCAACAGUGACGUGACCCUUGGGGAGGGAGUGCCGGGGGAUGGAACACCCCCCUCCUCGUCACUGGUGGGGAGUGGGGAUUGCGAGCUGCACCGGGACUAUGGCAGCCUGAGCUCCAUCGAGAAAGGCCCAGGCCCCCCCCGCACCCGCGCCCACAGCCACGAGGAGCCACGGGCGGGCAGCCCAGCUGCCCGGCGCUUCUGGGACCCCCUGGUGCUGCUGGGGCUCACGGGAGAUGAGGUGUGGGAGGGGGAUGGCCAGGGGUGUGGGACCACCAUGCCAGAGCAGGACAGGGGAGAAGAGCCCCCCAAGUUUCCCCCACAGAUCUGGGUGCGCCAGCUGGCCCACUAUGAUGUGCAAAGCAUCCUCUUUGAUCCAGGUGAGGCGGCCUGGUGCCAGGGCAGUGCCGGGCGCCGGGUGCGUAACAUCACCACAGGGGCCUCAGCUGCCUCAGCAGGGCCUGCCCCGACCCCUGUCCCUGAGGAACCUGACCCAGGUGAUGGCAAGGAUGGGCCUCUAGUGCUCAGUUGCCCCCACUUCCGCAAUGAGAUUGGGGGUGAGGAGGAGGGGGGACUGGGUCAGCGCCAGGAAGCAGGAGGGGGUGCUGGACAGCUGCCCAAUGCAGCCGUGUCGGUGCUGGAGGAGCCACGGGAGAGUUACCCCACCAGGGGCAGCCGGACCACCCACUGCAUUGAAUAUGCCGACCUGGGCGCCAGCUACUACCGCAAAUACUUCUAUGGCAAGGAGCACCAGAACUUCUUUGGGGUGGAUGAGCGCCUGGGAGCGGUGGCCGUGUCGCUGCGGCGCGAAGAGAAGGAGAAGGAGGGUGCCAGCCUGCAGUACAACUACCGCCUCAUCCUGCGCACCAGCGAGCUGCGGACCCUGCGUGGCUCAGUGCUGGAGGAGGCGCUGCCCCCCACCGCCCGUUCCCCCGCUGCCCGUGGGCUGUCCCCUAAGAAGCUGCUGGAGCAUGUGCUGCCCGAUCUGAACUUGCAGGGGCUGCGCCUGGCAUCCAACUCACCCAAGGUGCCCGAGACGCUGCUCAAGCUGGACGAGCAGGGGGUGAGUUUCCAGCGCAAGGUGGGAGUUCUGUACUGCCGGGCGGGGCAGGGCUCCGAGGAGGAGAUGUACAACAAUGAGGGGGCUGGCCCCCCUUUCCAGGAGUUCCUGGAGCUGCUGGGCCAGCACAUCCAGUUGCGCGGCUUCACCAAGUACCGGGCCCAGCUUGACACCAAGACUGAUUCCACAGGCACCCACUCGCUGUACACCACGUACCAGGACUAUGAGAUCAUGUUCCACGUCUCCACUAUGCUUCCCUACACACCCAACAACCGCCAGCAGUUGCUACGGAAGCGUCACAUUGGCAACGACAUUGUCACGAUCAUCUUCCAGGAGCCGGGCGCACAGCCCUUCACACCCCGCACCAUCCGCUCACACUUCCAGCAUGUCUUCAUCAUAGUGCGCGCGCAUGAGCCCUGCACCGAGCGCACUACCUACAGUGUGGCAGUGAGCCGCACCAAGGACAUCCCACUCUUUGGGCCACCCAUCCCAGCUGGGCACCGCUUCCCCCGGACACCUGUCUUCCGGGACUUCUUGCUGGCCAAGGCCAUCAAUGCAGAGAAUGCGGCUGAGCGGUCAGGCAAAUUCCACGCCAUGGCUACCCGCACGCGCCAGGAGUACCUGCAGGAUCUGGCACGCAGUCAUGCAACCACCACCAGCCUGGAGGCCUCCUCUUCCCGCCUACCCCUGCUCUCCCUGGGUGCCAAGAGAAAGGAGCGGGCCAAGGGGGCCAAGGCCUGGGAGCUGCAGAGUGCAGGGGCCCUGGUGUGGAGCGUGCGGGCACGGGAUGGAGACCGGGCUGCCCCCGAGCUGCCCUGCCUGCUGGGUAUCUCCGCCGAGUUCCUGGUGCUCAUCGAGGCCAAGGGCAAGCGAGUCAUUUUCAACUGCUCCUGCCGUGACAUGCUGGCCUGGACCUACUCCGACUGCGGCCUGGACCUCUACUACGGCUCCGGGGACUACAUCUCCGUGCGCCUUCCUGACGGCCAAGGGGAUGAGGUCAAGGACAUUGUGAACCGGCUGCAGCUGGUGACGCGAGGCUGUGAGACACGGGAGCUCACCCUGCUGCGGAACGGGCUGGGCCAGCUGGGUUUCCAGGUGGACAGCGAGGGCUUCGUCACCGAUGUCGAGCGCUUCACCUUUGCGGAGAAGGCCGGCCUACAGCCUGGUGCCCGGCUGGUGCGUGUGUGUGAGCGGGCACUGCCCGGCCUCAGCCAUGCCCAGACUACUGAGCUUCUGCGCACUGCCAAGAAAGUCACCAUCACCAUGGUGCCUCCUGACGAGAAUGGCAAGCCACGCAGGAGUUUCUCUGAGCUCUACGUGAAGUCCCUGCAGGAGAAGCGGCGCAGUGAUUCCCCAGCAAGGGAGCCCCUCCAGAUGGCUGGGGGUCCGGGGCCUGAGGGGGAGUUGAGACCAGCCACCCUGCAGCUGCUGCGCUCACUUUCCCUGCAGGACGGGCCCCCCCAUAGCCUGGCUGAGGAGCGCACUGAGUUCCUGCGCAGCCACAGCGAGGGCACUGCCCCCCCCAACCUGCCGUCCCAGAGCAGGGAGAUCCCCAUGUUACCUGACCCCACACCUGACCUCAUCCUGGCAGCCACGCCCAAGGCGCCCCCUGAGCAGGAAAUGGACCAUCCAGGAGACCCCACAUCAUUGGAGCAGGCUCCCUCCGAUCAUGGGGUCAUGGAUAGCCAGGCUCCGCCCCCUAGCGAGACGGCCCCGCCCACCUCAGACAUGAGUGACACCGAGAAAUUCCUACCCCGGACGCUCUCGUUGCGAAACUCCAUCACCAAGAUUCUGUCAGAAGCCGGUGAGUCUCUGGAGGAGGAGUGGGACUCCAUCUCCAACCUGGCUACCACCUGCAACAGCAUCCUAGAGGCGCUCUCGAAGGAAGCAGGACAACACGUGCUGGAAAGCAGAGAGCCCCCUGGUGCGAGUGGCCAGAGGAACCCAGGCCAGCAGCCCUCCGAGGAUGAAGGCCAUCGGUCCCGGUCGCUAUCGGAGAAGGUCUCUCACUUGGAGUCCAUGCUAAAGAAACUGCAGGAGGACUUGCAGCAGGAGCAGGCAGCCAAGGCAGCACUACAGGCUGAGGUGCAGAGUCUGCGGCAGAACAACCAGCGGCUGCAGCAGGAGCAGGAGAGUGCGGCUGCCCGGCUCAGCCAGGUCACCCGCCUGCUGUGUGGUUCCCCCAGCCAGUCCCUCUAGGGGCCUGGGGCCCCCUCAAGGCUCCCCUGCCCAGUCAUCCCCCCACCACCUCUGUCUCCUCAUUGACCCCACUUCCACUCUUCCCCUCUCUGGUCCACAGGAGGCACUGUUGUUACCCCCAGGAGGGACCACAAUCUGAACUGCACUCUGGGGGGCCCACUUUCCGACUGGCCAUGCACAGCGGAUUCUGACUACUAACCUCCCCAGAAUAUGGCUUCUCAUCUCUCAAGACUGUUACUUCCAUAGAGCCCAGCACAGACUCACCAGCCAAAAGGCCACUGCCAGGAGCAGGCCCGGAUAUCGGGGUACAGG
Messenger RNA from Chelonoidis abingdonii (Abingdon island giant tortoise), 4376 nucleotides. NCBI's taxonomy places the organism in Eukaryota, Metazoa, Chordata, Testudines, Testudinidae. The record is from RefSeq and is a predicted model, not a curated record.